GUCAGAAUGUGAAAACCCUAAAACACCCUCAGACUUUCUUUCUAUCAGCAUUCCCUCUUUCCAUUUACUGCCAGAUUUUGACUAAUUAAUUAGCACAAAAUAUCUGUUAAUCAUGGGUUCUUAAUAAGUAAUUAACGCGUUUCACGCCUUAAGCCGAUUCUAUUAAUUCUUUUUUUUUUCUUUUUAAUAAAUCAUCUUGGGGUUUAUUGUUUCUUGAAAAAAAAAGAGAGAGAGAGAAGUAAGUGGAUCCCAGAUCGUUUCGGUUUGACUUUUUUUUUUAUUUGAUUUUCGAGCGGAUAAAAACAUUUCGUGUAUAUAUAUAUAUAUAUGUAUAAUUAUAUAUUUAUUUUCCAUUGAAUCAUUCAAAGAAUUAUAAGAGAGAAGAAAGAGAAACCAUCUUGAGUUUUUUGUGGGGAAGUGGAGAAAAAAAGCUGUUGUUCAAGAUUGUACUGCACCCAUCUUUCUUGAUUUUCUUUUCAAUUUUUGGAUUCAUAUUUGGGUAUUAAACUCAUAUUGUGAAGUAAAUCACAGUCAAGAACAAAUUUUUAAUUUUUUUUUUAAUAAUUGUGAUUUUGGGGGGGAUUUGUUUUUUAGGGAAGUGGGAUUUAUGAAUUGAUUGGUUUGCAAAAGGGCCCAAGUGAAGAUUGAAGAUUCUUGAUUUUUUUAUACUUUUUUUUAAUAAUUGAGUCGGUUCUUGAUUUUUGGGGGGAUUUGUUUUUUAGAGAAGUGGGAUUUAUGAAUUGAUUGGUUUGCAGAAGUGAUUAAGUGAAGAUUGAAGAUUCUUGAUUUUUUUUUAAAUUUAAAAUUUUCAAGUAUAGUGGUGACAUUUAUUUGAAGAUGUCUGUUGAAGAAGAUCAGCUUGAGAUCAAGUUUAGGUUGAACGAUGGAUCGGAUAUCGGCCCGAAAAAGUUUUCUUGUGCUACAAGGGUGUCAUCCUUGAAGGAGGAUAUCAUAGCUCAAUGGCCUAAAGACAAAGGCAAUGCUCCACGCACGCUAAAAGACAUCAAACUUAUUAGCGGCGGACGAAUAUUAGAGAACAAUCGAACCGUAGGGGAAUGUAAGAACCCGUUAUACGAUAUUCCAGGUGGAGUCACAACCAUGCACGUUCUCGUUCAACCACCACCCACGCAAAAAGAGAGAAAAAAAGUGCACAGUGAUGAUCCUAAGCAGAACAAAUGCGGUUGUGUGAUAUUAUAAGACGGAGUUAAUUCGAGAAGACGCAAAUGCAUUACCUAUUGUUAGGUACUUUACUCGAUUUAUUUUGAAAACGAAGAAAGCGUAGUAAAUUUCUUGAAUAUUAUAUCCAAAGCGAGUGAUAUGAAAGUUUUCUUUUUUUUUCUCCCCUUUACGGAGAUUAUUUUACUGUGAUUCCCGGGUUUUUUUUUUUUUUACUUCGAUUGAAUAUUUCUUUCCCUUGUUUUGGAAUAAUCAUUUUAUCGGAUUAAUUUGUUAGUUACUGAUGUGGCGAUAAAACGGUCAUGUUUGAUGGUAUG
This is a messenger RNA of Erythranthe guttata (spotted monkey flower), 1493 nucleotides long. Its product is annotated as membrane-anchored ubiquitin-fold protein 2. The record is from RefSeq and is a predicted model, not a curated record. NCBI's taxonomy places the organism in Eukaryota, Viridiplantae, Streptophyta, Magnoliopsida, Lamiales, Phrymaceae.